Molecule: messenger RNA, 1201 nt
Organism: Selaginella moellendorffii
Lineage: Eukaryota; Viridiplantae; Streptophyta; Lycopodiopsida; Selaginellales; Selaginellaceae
Product: (+)-neomenthol dehydrogenase
Exons: 4
Coding region: 103-1089 (328 amino acids)
Cellular component (GO): membrane
Source: RefSeq, a predicted model, not a curated record
CGACAAUUUCGCCGGAAAACAGGAAACGCGCUUUAAAGAACUCCUCACGGAAAGAUCGCGAGGAUUUCUCGAUCAAGAACGCUCUUCGAAGAACCUUGAGCUAUGGGCAGCAAUCGAUGGUGGUCGAGAGAGACGAUUGCCGUGGUGACUGGCAGCAACAAGGGGCUUGGAUUGGCCAUAGCUCGCGGUCUGGCCAUGGAGGGCGUGACGACGAUCCUGACUGCCAGAGACGAGCUCCGGGGCUGGGAAACCGUGGACUCGCUCAAACAAGACGAGAGAAUCGAUCCAUCGCUGAUCCACUUCCACCGGCUGGACGUGACAAGCGCCUCGUCGAUCCAGGAGUUUGCGAGAUGGAUCAAAACCAAGUUUGGUGGCUUGGACAUUUUGGUGAACAACGCGGGAAUCUCGGGAGCUACUCCGGGAGCUCUCACAAACUUGGAGAACUCCAAAGCUGUGAUUGACACGAAUUACCUCGCAGUUCGAAAGCUCACAGAGAGUUUGAUCUCGCUCAUGCGUCCAUCCUCUCACGGAGCCCGCAUCGUCAACGUGAGCUCCGGAACAAGCCGAUUGGAUGCACUGCAAAACCAAGCUCUCGCCCAUAAGAUCUCAAACAUUGACGAGCUCUCGAUGGAAGCCAUCGACGAGAUAGUCAAGGAGUACCUGGAGGACGUCGAGCACGGACGGGUCAUCGAGAAGGGCUGGUCCAGGAUGUUUGGAGCUUACGACUACUGCUUCUCCAAGAUAGCUCUCAACGCCUACACGCGAGUUCUGGCGAGAGAUCUCUCCAAACUUCCCGAGGGUCACAAGAUCUUCGCCAACUGCAUGUGUCCGGGGGUGACCAGCACGGCCAUGUCCAGGAACAACGGGCACUCGGCCGAGGUUGGAGCGGACACGGCCAUUUGGUUGGCGUUGCGGCCGGCGAUAGAGUCGAGCUCGGGGCGAUUCUUCUCCAAGAGGAACGACGUUGGGUUUGAUCGAAUCCCCUUCUACAUAGAAAAAGUUGUCUACACUUCCGAUCUGGAGGACUUCAUGGAGUGUAUGAGGAAGCAGGAGCGAACUCGUAAAAGCUGGAGAGAAAAAACAAAAUGAAAGGAGAGUUAGAACCGAAAAAAAAAUGAACUGUUGCUUACGUGCUUGGAAGACUAUCUCUGCCUGUAAAGGUCUCAAAGGUAAAUGUUAAGACUCUACAAGCACUGCCGCU